Messenger RNA from Synchiropus splendidus (mandarinfish), 2984 nucleotides. RefSeq names its product UPF3A regulator of nonsense mediated mRNA decay (gene upf3a). Gene Ontology annotation, cellular component: nucleolus; cytoplasm. The record is from RefSeq and is a predicted model, not a curated record. Gene Ontology annotation, molecular function: telomeric repeat DNA binding. The transcript has 10 exons. Gene Ontology annotation, biological process: nuclear-transcribed mRNA catabolic process, nonsense-mediated decay; positive regulation of translation. Lineage: Eukaryota; Metazoa; Chordata; Actinopteri; Syngnathiformes; Callionymidae. Bases 69 to 1460 code for a protein of 463 amino acids.
UUCAGUAAAUCUCGCGAUAACCCGCGAGAGUCACGCUUGAGAGCCGCUUCGAGCGGAGAUGGAGCGCAAUGAAGUCUGAAAAGGACCAAAUGACGGCGAGCCAGGACAAAUCCUCGGUGGAAAUCAAGUUCAGGGACCUUCCACGAGAGCAGGACAGCACCAGCUGCAACUCCAAGCAGAAGGAGGAGAAGAAAGAAGUGUUUACGAAGGUGGUCAUUCGAAGACUCCCCCCAAACCUGUCAAAGGAGCAGCUGGAGGAGCAGCUAAGUCCACUUCCAUCCUACGACUACUUUGAGUUCUUCCCCGCUGAUCAAAGUCUCUACCCACACCUGUUCUGCAGAGCAUAUAUCAACUUCAAAAACCAGGAGGACAUCCUGCUGUUCAGGGAUCGAUUUGAUGGUUAUGUUUUCAUUGACAGCAAAGGCCAGGAGUUCCCUGCGGUGGUGGAGUUUGCGCCCUUCCAGAAAAUAUCCAAAAAGAAGCUGAAGAAGAAAGAUUCAAAGACUGGAAGUAUCGAUGAAGACCCAGAGUACAAGCGCUUCCUGGAGAACUACUCCUGCGAUGAGGAGAAGUCGAUGGCCAACCCGGAGACUCUCCUUGGAGAAAUCGAAGCCAAAACCAGAGAGCUGAUCGCCAAGCGCACAACACCCCUGUUGGAAUAUAUCAGGAACAAGAAAAUUGAGAAACAGAGAAUAAGAGAGGAGAAGAGAGAGGAGAGACGACGAAGGGAGUUUGAGAAGAAAAGACUCAGAGAGGAGGAGAAGAGGAAGCGGCGAGAGGAGGAGAAACGCAAACGGAAAGAAGCAGAAAAACAGAAGAAGUUGUCGGACAAAGACAUCAAAAUUAAGCUCCUGAAGAAGAGCGACAGAGACGAGGACGUGGACUCCGACCUCACCAAGGACAAAUUCGACAGUGAAGUUGAAAGAAAAUGGGAGAAAAACGUCGGACAAAUGAAACCGAAAGACUCUAAAGAAAAGGGUCAGCCUGAGAGUGACGAGCAGAACUGUCGCAGACAGAGAGAGAAGGAUCACCGCGGGAAGGACGAGGAAAGGAAGCGCCAGCGACAUCACUACGAGUUUGACAAGUUCAUGCGCCGUAAGGAUGAAACCAAGUGGGGGAAAGGCCACUGCCAGGACAGAGCCAAGAAAGAAGGCCAUCAUCAUGGAUACAGCUACGGCCCAGACUGCGGGGACAAGCUGGGGAAGGAGGACCGGGAGGACCUGGGGAACCGGAAGGAACGCCUCCGAAACAAGGUGAGCGAGAAGGAUCGCCCAGCAAUGCAGCUGUAUCAGCCCGGCGCGCGCAACCGCAAGCGCAUGAACUCGGCGUCCAAAGUCUACGAUUGCAUGCCCUCGCUGCACUCUCCGGAGGCAGGGCCGGAUCGAUGCUACGAGGUCAGCCCGGGGCUGGACAGAGGGUUUGACCAAAGCAAAGAUGAUCACGAACUGUCCGGGUGUUGAAACAUCUCGAUCAGACAGACGCCUUCUGCUUGAAAUCACAUCAGAACAAAAGUUCAUUUUGUGGCUCAUACCUUGUCAGCCGUGUGAUCAAACUACAUCACGCUACUUACUGUGUCUAUCUAACCAAUGACCUAUCAGAGUCAGUGGUUUGACUUCUAGUCAAUGUCUGUGUGACUACGAUAGUGCUGAGGCAGGAAAAACAGAAGAUACUGCCCCAGUUGUGGUAGGAACAUCAUAUAUGCUGCUGAGACUGAGGGACUUUCUCAUGAUGUGAAAAAGGUUUCCUGACUUAUAUAACAGAGUUGAGAGUUGAUCCAAAAUGAAUGUGAAUGGUGACCCUGAUGCUUGAGUCGUGUGUGAAGUUGUGUGAAAGCGCAUUUGACGAACGUUUGAAUCGAUAAAUGUAAAUAUAAAUAGAGUCUUUACGUCUUCAAAUCUCUCAAACACAAGUUCGUCUUAAGACAAAAAUAUUUGCCCUCUUGUUUUGAAAACUCCGGCAUCAUUUAUUUCAUUUUUUUAUCCACAUGAAUCUCCAGAACAGCUUCCUCUCUGCUCCACUGCAACUAGUCAGCAUACGACGGCAACAUGUCUAGUCAUGGGGUUGUAAACAGAAUACAAAUAAAUGUAUAUAAAAUGUGAACACUUGUUUAAAUGUUGUUAAAAGUGAAACUGUAGUGUAAAAAGAGACGUGCCCUUUGAUAAAUGGUCCCAUACCUUUGAUGUUUUGGGUCGCGAUGGCCCCGUAGCCACAGGUGUUUCUCCUCUUACUGCCAACUGAAGAAAAUGAUGUCAGACUAGUCGAUGACUGAAGCUAACGGCUGGUCACUGCAGCUUUAGGAAUACUCAUGAUCAUAAUACUCAAUAUACAUGAGGCGCCUUUUAAGAUUUAAAAACAUGAUGUGACUACAGGAUCGGCACAACCGGCAAUAUGGGCAGCUGAAGCCAAGACAAGAGUGAGUUGAUAAACAAAGGGAUAUUUAGAUGGAAUUGAGAAAAAGCUUUUUUUCUAGCUUGUGUUUGUUGACAUUCACACCACAUCACAGCACAGAUGUAAAGCCAUUACUUUUCAGUGGCUGCAGCUAAUAAUAAGUCAAUAAUUAUAUAUUGCCAUUUACACACAAAAAAAAAAUACCAAUGAAGGAAAAAAGCUCAAACUUUUCUUCAUGAAGUGGAGUUCAUAGUUUUGACCGUGAGCCUGCCAUUGUUCAGAAAAUAAAAUCUAUUGGAUGAAACAUGAAAAGCACCUGACUUUCUAGAUGUGAGACAAGUGACUGAAAUGUUUCUAGGAGGAGCUGUGAAAUUUCAUUUUAUCUCACCUUUUAUAUAUUUCCAAUUAUGUUGAUCCUUUGGAGGAAAAUAUUUAUUUUUUGUUAAAUCCCCAUCAGUAUGUUUAUUUGUUUUACAAGAACACCUUGUUCUGUUUUCAUUCUCUGCAUCCUUGUAACCCUUUAUCUCCAUUGUUCAGUUUCUGUAACUGAACUUGAAUGAAUCAUGUAUCAGAAUUAUACUUUUACUUUCAUGGUU